GUGGGCGGGGCUAACGCGAGGCGUCCCGCGCAGUCUCCCUGUGCAGACGGCGUCCUUGGCGCGAUGGGGUGGCCGGCUGCGCUGUGCCUGGGGUUCAGGUUUAGUUCAUUUAGAAGAACCAGCGUCAUCCUGCAACACUUGAGGAUGUCAGGGUCUGCUGGGGCGGCCGGAGACGUGCUGUUCGGAAGGAAAGGCUGUGCCGGCGUGAUGACGCUGAACAGGCCCAAGUUCCUCAACACGCUGACUUUUCAGAUGGUGCAGCAGAUGUAUGCACAGAUAAAGAAGUGGGAGCAAGAUCCUGAAACUUGCCUGAUCAUUAUAAAGGGGGCUGGAGGAAAGGCCUUCUGUGCCGGGGGUGAUGUCAGAGAAAUCUCAGAGGCUGCAAAGGCAAAACAGGAGCUAUGCCGAGUUUUCUUCAGAAAAGAAUAUGCACUGAACUAUGCCAUUGCUUCUUGCCAGAAACCAUAUGUUGCCCUUCUUGAUGGAAUUACAAUGGGAGGGGGAGUUGGUGUCUCAGUUCAUGGACAAUUCCGAGUGGCUACGGAAAAGUGUCUCUUUGCAAUGCCAGAAACGAGAAUAGGACUAUUUCCUGAUGUGGGUGGAGGUUAUUUCUUGCCAAGACUUAAAGGAAAACUGGGCUACUUCCUUGGACUGACAGGAUUCAGACUGAAAGGCAGAGAUGUGUACAGAGCAGGAAUUGCCACGCACUUUGUAGAUUCUGAAAAGUUGCCCAUGUUAGAGGAAGAUUUGUCAGCCUUGAAGUCUCCUUCCAAAGAAAACAUAGCCGAAGUCCUAGGAACCUACCACGCAGAGUCGAAGAUUGAUCAAGACAAACCUUUUUCACUUGAAGAGCAUAUGGACAAAAUAAACAGGUGCUUUUCAGCCAAAACUGUGGAGGGGAUUAUGGAAAACCUGCAGCGAGAUGGCUCACCCUUUGCCUUGGAACAGUUGCAGGUAAUUAAUAAAAUGUCUCCAACAUCCUUAAAGAUCACACUACGGCAGCUCACGGAGGGGGCCUCCAAGAGCUUGCAGGAAGUGUUCACUAUGGAGUACCGGCUGAGUCAGAUGUGCAUGAGUCAUCAUGACUUUCAUGAAGGCAUUAGAGCUGUUCUAGUUGAUAAAGACCAGAGUCCAAAGUGGAAACCAGCUGACCUGAAAGACAUGACUGAUGAAGAGCUGGAUAAUUACUUUAAGCCACUGGGAAGCGGUGACUUGGUGCUCUGAGUAUCUUCAUCCCAACCCUCAGAAACCAAGAACUUUACAAAUAAAAAGCCAACAGGAGGGCAAGGACAUCAGAGGCCUGUGUCCUCCUCAUGGAUACAAAGAUCACAGCCCAGCCCUCCAUUUUCUUCCAGAAAGUAGAGGAACAGAUUUGGAAUGAAGAUGCUAUGAUACCGGACAUGUUUACAUUUAUAGUUGUAAAACUUUUAAACCUAAAUAAUUAAAAAAAUGACACGGGUGUUGAUUCACUUUA
Octodon degus (degu) is the source of this 1474-nucleotide messenger RNA. It is a transcript of the gene Hibch, whose product is annotated as 3-hydroxyisobutyryl-CoA hydrolase. Gene Ontology annotation, molecular function: 3-hydroxyisobutyryl-CoA hydrolase activity. Lineage: Eukaryota; Metazoa; Chordata; Mammalia; Rodentia; Octodontidae. Bases 64 to 1224 code for a protein of 386 amino acids. The transcript is spliced from 15 exons. Gene Ontology annotation, biological process: L-valine catabolic process. The record is from RefSeq and is a predicted model, not a curated record. Gene Ontology annotation, cellular component: mitochondrion.